AUCGGUUCCUAUCCAAAAUGAAAAUUGCGGUUCUAUAAAAGUAUCAUACAAGAGCUCAUUAAUCUUCAUCGAUCAAAAGUCUUUUAAGUUCCAUCAAAAGAACAAAGUUUUCUAUAUAUAUCUAAGAAAAGAGUUACAAGUUUAUUUUUAGAAAGAAAGAAAAUGGAUUCUUACCAGAACCAAUCCGGAGUGCCAAAGAAGGGACUGACUGAGAAAAUCAUGGAGAAGCUCCCAGGUCAUCAUGCACCUCAUCACACUGGAGGAGCCAACACUGCUUAUGGUGCUACUAGCGCUGGCGGUGUUCACGGCCACGAGAAGCAAGGUAUGACGGAGAAGAUUAUAGAUCAGGUGACGCCAGGCCAUCAUGGAACUCAUCAGACUGGUCACGGUGGCGGUGUUCACGGCCACGAGAAGCAAGGUAUGACGGAGAAGAUUAUGGAGCAGGUUGCGCCAGGCCAUCAUGGAACUCAUCAGACUGGUUACGGUGCUACUAACACUGGUGGUAUUCACCACGAGAGGAAAGGUAUGACGGAGAAGGUUAUGGAUCAGGUGACGCCAGGCCAUCAUGGUGGAUCACACCAGACUGGAACCCACACGGGUUAUGGUAACACUGGCGGUGUUCACCACGAGAAGCAAGGGAUGACGGAGAAGAUCAUGGAGAAACUUCCAGGUCAUCAGGGGUCUCACCAAACUGGUACUCACACGGGUCAUGGUGCUACACACACUGGUGUAGUUCACCACGAGAAAAAAGGCAUGGCUGAAAAAAUUAUGGAGAAGUUGCCUGGUCAUCAUGGAACCCAUCAAACUGGAACCACUACGAGUUAUGGUAAUACUGGAGUUGUUCACCACGAGAAAAAGAGUACGAUGGAUAAGAUCAAAGAGAAGCUUCCUGGUAGUCACUAACUAGAAUCUCUUUUUAACAAGUUGUUUAAUUUCAGAAUAAUUAAGUAUCUGUAUUGUAUUGUUUUUAUGAGAUGAUGGUUUUAAAUAAAGCGCGUUUAUGCGUGUAUGUAAGUGAUUCGGUCGUUGAUUUAAUAUGAAGUUUCCACAUUUGAUUUCGUUUAUA
Camelina sativa (false flax) is the source of this 1066-nucleotide messenger RNA. The record is from RefSeq and is a predicted model, not a curated record. Lineage: Eukaryota; Viridiplantae; Streptophyta; Magnoliopsida; Brassicales; Brassicaceae.